AACUAAUUUCAUCGACUACAUCAUCUGUAUUUUUAGCAUUUGCUGUCUCUAUUAUUUAAAAUGGCUUUUGCAAAAUUCAGCAAGAUCCUCCGACUUCCUACGAUUGAAGUGAAGAAGAAAACCAAACAAUAUGAGCACGUUCAUCGGGAUGUAAAUCCAAACGACAUUUGGGAAAUUAUCGGGGAACUGGGCGAUGGCGCUUUCGGAAAAGUUUAUAAGGCCCAGAAUAAAGAAACCGGUGCACUAGCUGCAGCCAAAGUCAUCGAAACCAAAAGUGAAGAGGAGCUGGAGGACUACAUGGUGGAGAUCGACAUCUUAGCGUCCUGCAACCAUCAGUACAUCGUCAAACUGCUCGAUGCCUUCUUCUACGACAACAAUCUGUCGAUAAUGAUCGAGUUUUGCCCUGGAGGUGCUGUCGAUGCCACCAUGUUAGAGCUGGACAGGGGUCUUGAAGAGCCUCAGAUCCGAGUGGUCUGUAAACAAAUGCUGGAGGCUCUUCAGUAUCUCCACAGCAUGAAGAUCAUCCACAGAGACCUGAAGGCUGGAAACAUCCUCCUCACACUGGACGGAGACAUCAAGCUAGCGGAUUUUGGAGUUUCUGCAAAAAACACCAAAACUCUUCAACGACGAGACUCUUUUAUCGGGACGCCAUAUUGGAUGGCUCCAGAGGUGGUGAUGUGCGAGACCAUGAAGGACGCUCCAUACGACUACAAAGCUGACAUCUGGUCUCUGGGCAUCACGCUGAUCGAGCUGGCUCAGAUAGAGCCGCCUCACCACGAGCUGAACCCCAUGAGGGUCCUGCUAAAAAUUGCCAAGUCUGAGCCUCCCACCCUGGAGCAGCCUGCCAAGUGGUCGAUGGAAUUUAAGGAUUUCCUGAAAAAAGCUUUGGACAGAAACCCUGAGACGAGGCCGACGACUGCUCAGCUUCUAGAACAUCCUUUCGUCAGUUCGGUGAAGACCAACCGUCCGCUGAGAGAGCUGGUGGCCGAGGCCAAAGCCGAGGUGAUGGAGGAGAUCGAGGACAAUCAUGAAGAAGCAGAAGACGAGGACCCUGCUGACCUCUCACCUGCGCCCAUCAAAGACCCGUCAGAAACCAGUGAGACCAGUUUAUAUGGGGACCAUCGCCACAAUGAAGCUCCAAUGGAGCUCGAGGAGGAGCCCAGGACCCCUGUGUCCACCGAAAGCCCUUUGAAAGAGCAGAAUGUUCUCAGCGACAGGUUUCCAGAGGAGGAUCACGACAAACCUGAGAGCGAGGCGUCAGGCAAGAUUUCCAGCUCGGACUCCGGCAUCGAGGAUGGAAAAAGCACACCCACCUCCGAGGAGGACCCCAAGGCGGUCGAGAGCUCAGAACCAGAGCUGCAUUUGCUGGGAACACCAGAACCUUCAGAGUCAUCCGGAUCGUCCUCAGAAACCACGGAGCAACCCUCAGAGAAACCGGAGGAGGAGGAAGCUCACGGCGCAAGGGAAAUGCCUAGCCAUGCCAUUCUGAACCGAACCGAGUCCAAAGAGCCGAGCAAUCGCAUGUCUGGGAUGAGCGACAGGUCCUCACUGGCUGGAGACGAUGUGGAAAGGUUAUCAAAACGAUACUCUGAUGUGACGAGUGAAAACAUGGACAUCAGCUUGAACCUGUCCGGUGAUAUGUCCGUCAACAAAGACUUGGGCACCAUCUCUUUACGGGACAACAAGAAGACGCUGAAACGCACGCGUAAGUUCCUGGUGGACGGUGUGGAGCUCAGCGUCACCACCUCCAAAAUCAUCACUGAUGACGAGAAGAAAGAUGAAGAAAUGAGGUUCCUCAGGCGUCAGGAGCUUCGAGAUCUGCGUCUGCUGCAGAAAGAACAGCAUCGCGCUCAGGCUUUGCUCAAUCUGAAGCUGAAAGAGCAGCGGGAGCAGAUGCAGCGCAGAUUCGACCAGGAGAUGAAUGCCAAGAAGAAAUACUACGACACCGAGCUGGAGACGCUGGAGAAACAGCAGAAGCAGAGCGUCGAGAGAAUGGAGACGGAGCACACGGUUCGACUGCGAGACGAGGGCAAACGCAUCCGCGCCGAGCAAGAGAAAGCCUACAACAAGUUCCUGGAUCAGAUGAAGCACCGCAAGAAAGAGGUCAAACAAGAAGUGGAGAAACUGCCCAGGAGUCAGAGGAAAGGAAGCAUGAAGAUCAAAAUGAACAACUUCCAGCAGAUGAAGUCAGACGAGGGAGAGAAGUUCCUGGCAGACCAGAGGGAUUUUCUGGACUUGACUCUGAAGAGCAUCAUCGCUCAGAACAAGCGGGAAAUCUCCGAGACAGAGCGCCAGUGUCUCAUCGUAAAACAGAACCUGCUCCGAGAGCGAGAGGCCACUGUGUGGGACCUGGAAGAGAAGAGCUUGCACGAGAGACACCAGCUCCUCAAACAGCAGCUGAAGGACCAGUACUUUCUGCAGAGACACCAGCUCCUCAAGAAACACGAGAAGGAGCAGGAGCAGAUGCAGUGCUACAACCAGCGUAUGAUCGAGCUCCUCAAGGCCCGACAGCAGCAGCAGAAGAACCGGCUGCCCAAGAUCCAGCGCAGCGAGGCCAAAACACGCAUGGCCAUGUUCAAGAAGAGCCUGAGGAUCCACUCCAGCGGAAGCUCCGCAGAAGACCGCGAGAAGACCAAGCAGUUCUCCAGGCUGGAGGAGAAGAGGCAGAAGGCCGAGCGCUUGCACCAGCUGCAGAAACACGAGAACCAGAUGAAGGAGAAGAUCAGCGAGUGCGAGGGAAACGCCAGAGAACUGCAGCAGCUGCAGAAUGAGAAGUGUCACCUGCUGAUAGAAAACGAGACGCAGCGUCUGAAGGCUGUGGACGAGCAGCACAACCAGCAGCUGAAGGAGUGGAGGGAGCACCUCAAGCCCAGGAAGAAGGUUCUGGAGGAAGAACUGAACCUGAGGAAGAAAGAGCAGGAGCUUUUCUUCAAGAUGAGUCAUGAUUCCCAGUGUCAGAACAUCGGCUCACCAAACAAACUCACAAAGUUCCUCCCAUACGUCGAUUCGUCCACCACAUGAGCCAAGCAUGAGAAACUGAAAUCACAUCACGCUGAAGCCAAAGAAACAUUCAUCUAAUACAGAGAGCACUGACAAAUACAGCGUCUCUUUACAGAACACUCACCUGAAACCACAUUCAGCUUCAUUCAUUUAAUAGUGACCAGCAGAGAUGAACGUGUACUGAUGCAUUCAUUUAAACGCAGGGAUUUUAUACUGGAGAGUCAGAAACGUAGAACUGCGUCGUUUCUUUACCACUCGUUUAUUUAUAAGCUACUGUUUAAUCUUCAAGUUAGCGAAAAUUGCAUUGCCAAAUAUAUUGCACAAACCUUGCAUAUUCUUAUAUAUUUGUAUUUCUUCUAUGAUCAUUUAAUAUAUAUAUAUAUAUAUAUAAAGUUGCAACUUAUCACUUUUAUAACCAGUUUCCUUUAAAAAUGCUGAAAAAAGGAAUUUCUGUUUUAUUUUUUUGAACUGCUGCACAAGUUCUUCUUUACUAAAGUGAAAAAGUGUACAUUUUAAUUGGUACAUUAAGUUAUUUUACCGAAUGUUUUUGUCGUUUUAUGUUUUAGACCGCGACUAAUUUACCACUUUUAUUAAUCUGCAAUGUUCACCAAAUUGUCAGUGGCACAUUUACUGUAAAUGCAUCACACUGGACGAGCCGAGAGCGAUGAGACCCGUGGCGCCAAAGUUCACGGCUUCAGAAAUGUGCCUUUUACGCAUGUUUUCUUGAGUUUAUUGUUGAUCAUUUGUUAUAUGUUGCUGUCUAAAGCACUGUCACCUAACCAAAGUGCAAUAUGUUGCUGCGUUCCGAUUUUGUACAUGUUAUUUUACAACAACUUCCAUUCUUUAGCCAUUUGAAGGAUUUCUAUUUACAAAACCAAUACCCGAAGCCUGAAGGUACGAGGAUGUCUGUGGAGCUCAAUGUUGAUUAGUGUGUAACCAAAGGUUCAGUGUGGAUGAUGUACGAAAGUGUUGUCCUACCAGAGUAUCUAUAAUAAAUGAGAUGUUUAUUAUUCAUCCUUACAGUU
Sinocyclocheilus rhinocerous is the source of this 4025-nucleotide messenger RNA. RefSeq names its product serine/threonine-protein kinase 10-like. The transcript is spliced from 19 exons. The coding region runs from base 61 to 3021 and encodes 986 amino acids. Gene Ontology annotation, biological process: protein phosphorylation. NCBI's taxonomy places the organism in Eukaryota, Metazoa, Chordata, Actinopteri, Cypriniformes, Cyprinidae. The record is from RefSeq and is a predicted model, not a curated record. Gene Ontology annotation, molecular function: ATP binding; protein binding; protein serine/threonine kinase activity.